This is a messenger RNA of Tricharina praecox, 888 nucleotides long. RefSeq names its product MT-A70-domain-containing protein. Gene Ontology annotation, cellular component: nucleus; RNA N6-methyladenosine methyltransferase complex. The transcript is spliced from 5 exons. The record is from RefSeq and is a predicted model, not a curated record. Gene Ontology annotation, molecular function: mRNA m(6)A methyltransferase activity. The annotation marks the transcript as partial. NCBI's taxonomy places the organism in Eukaryota, Fungi, Ascomycota, Pezizomycetes, Pezizales, Pyronemataceae.
AUGGAGAACAACGACGGAGUGGCUUGCAAGGACAAGUACCACUUCGCUAUCGUCUACAACGCGUACACGAACGUCGCGUACGGCGAUUGUACUUUCCUUUCGGGCUGCUAUAACUGGGAUACGUGUCCGUAUAUUCACUAUACGAGAGUGCCAGCGAUCAAUCCCAAGACAUUUGCGGACAUGAUCAAGUUGCCCAAGCAAUUGGAGCAGGCCAUGACCUACAAGUACGGGAACGUCGAGGAGGCUGUCCGAGAGAUCGCCUCUGAGGUCAAGGAUGGCCGAGAGUAUCCCGCGCAGUGGAUCAAUACCGACAUCAUGAAGUUCAAUUUCAGAGUCAUCGGGAGGUACGAUGUCAUCAUGAUCGAUCCUCCGUGGAGCAUCCACAUGAAGCUGCCAUACCAACAGCUAUCAGACAACGACAUCGGGAAUCUUCCUAUCGGUCGGCUGCAAGAUUGCGGCAUUAUCUUCCUGUGGGUCACCGGUCGUGUCCACAACAAGGGCAUUCAGUUUCUUAAGGAUUGGGGAUACAAGUACGUCGACCAGAUCACCUGGGUCAAGGUUAACCAGAUCAAUGCCACAAUUGCGACGGGAAGGACCGGCCAUUGGUUGAACCACUGCAAGGAGACUUGCUUGGUCGGUAUCAAGGGAUCGCCCAAGGCGAACUUUAUGCUCGACAAAAACUCGAUCGUAGAGGAAGUCCGCGGAACCAGCCAGAAGCCGGAUGCGAUCUACGGCAUCAUCGAGCGGAUGAUGGGACCUGCCGCGAGGAAGCUCGAGUUGUUCGGAAGGGUCCACAAUCUCCGAGCUGGUUGGCUGACUAUCGGCAACCAGCUCCCCGGUGUCAACCUCGUGGAGCCGAUCCUCAAGCGUCGGUACCAGAGGUACCUC